Molecule: messenger RNA, 3555 nt
Organism: Cryptomeria japonica (Japanese cedar)
Lineage: Eukaryota; Viridiplantae; Streptophyta; Pinopsida; Cupressales; Cupressaceae
Exons: 5
Coding region: 1-3555 (1184 amino acids)
Source: RefSeq, a predicted model, not a curated record
AUGUUCUUUAUUCCUCCUGGAGGUUCAGUGUUCAAUUUCCCCUUGGCCUCGUGCCAUCACGCUCUGCUUCCCAGCGACGGCUGUUUUCUUCGUACUGUUGGAGGACUUGUUGGCGUCGCUCCUCACGGGCAAUCUCCUCCAGGCGAGAUGCCUCGUCAUCCAAGGACAAGUUUUGAAAAUGAAGAGCAAAGAAAAGAGCAUCGAAGAGAAUAUGCUCGAAAUUAUAUGAGACAACGACGUGAACAAAUGGCUAAUGCAGAAAGAGAGGAAGUAAGAAUUCAUUCAACUGAAGAGCAACAAAGAGAAAAAAAGAGAGAAUAUGCUCGAAAUUAUAUGAGUCAACGACGUGAACAAAUGACUGAUCUACAAAGACAAGAAGAAAGGAACCAUCGAAACCAAAAUGAUAGACAAAGAAGUGCUAAAUGUAGGGCAGAAAUGACAGUGACAGAGAUUGAAGAGGAAAUGAGACAACAUGCAGAUAAAAUGAUGAAACAUCGUGCACAAACAUCUCAGGAUGAUGGAUAUAUAUUAAGAAGAAGAAUACAAAGAGCUAUGCAUUUUGAUCAAUUGAAUGAGAUGGAAAGACAACAAAUACAAGUCCGUAAUCGUGAAGCAAUUGAGGUUAGUUCUGAAGGGAUGAAUUCUUUGACAAUUGAUCGUGUGCUACAAACACCAAAUGAUAGAGUUCAAAAUGUAAUGAAUGUUGAUUUUCAAAAUCAUAUGGAAAACAAUAGUUCACAACAAGAAUUAACAACUCCUCUAAGAAGACAAAGACAAUUGCAAAGAACACAAAAUAGAAGAGAUCAAGGAGUAGUUAAUAAUGAUGGAAAUAUUGAGAUUGAUUUGAAGACUUUACAAAUGAUAUUUCGACAUGGACUCGAUCAACUUUCUUCACCAAGUAUGUGCUACAUUUGUCAAGAGAGUUAUCCUGCAAUGAAGGUUGUGUGGGUACUUGAGGGCCCUAUUUGCAAUCGAUGUCGUCAAGAGAAAAAUGAACAUCGAUUUUCAGCAUCAAACAAUAUGGAUCCUGGUCCACAACCAUUAGAACUUGCAAAUUUAACACAAAUAGAAGAAAUGUUGAUAGCACGUGUCAACCCAAUUCUUCAAAUAAAAGAUUUGCCAAUCAUCAUUGUUCGAAAAAAAGAUCAACGUGGAACAAAUUAUAAUUUUAUAGUUAAUAAAGAGAGGGUAUAUAGAGCACUUAAAUAUAAAAUAAAACAUGAUAAGUUCUAUAGAGAUGUUCAAAUUGAUGAAAAUGCACUUAAUGACCUUACAUGUAAUUCAGAUGAGAACAUUUUUGAUCAAUUGAAUUCUGUUCAUAUGGAGUUUGAUUCAGACACAAAUGAAUAUGUAUUUGCGGGUCCAAUAUUGGAGAUGGAUGAAGAAAACAUUAUUAAUCACACUACAUCAAUGGCCUCUAAACCUCCAAAUGCUCGAAGAGAAAUGGAAAUAAUUCAUGCAUGGGUAAAUAAUCCUAAUGUGGAUCCUGGAUCACUAAUUGAUUGGCCAGGAAUUGGAGCAUCUCCAAUAAAUGAGUAUGUCACUGAAAGAUUACUUGAUAUGGCUUUUCCAACACUAUUCCCAAAUGGACAGUGUGAUUGGAUAGAACCACGAAUAAGGAGAGUCCAUCUACAUGAAUUUGUUAAGCAUUUACUUCGAUAUAGAGAUCAUCGUUUUGGCCGACACCCAAGAUUUAGAUAUUAUAUGAUGAAUAUGAUUAUGCGACAUCGUGCACAAAACUCAUCUGCAGUGUUUGUCAAAAAGAGUUUGCAAGAGAUGCCAAUCACAAUCAAUGAGUUACGAGAACAUAUGGAAAAUAUACCACACUCACAUCUAGCUGAUCGUUUGAUGCGUUUUGGCACAACACUAAGGGGUACAAGGUCUUAUUGGGCAAAAUGUCGAGCUGAAUUAUUUGACCUCUUGCAUCAAAUUGGUACACCAACAAUUUUCUUUACUUUGAGUGCAGUAAAUAUGUACUGGCCAGAUUUGCAUGCAUUAAUGCCAGGGACACAACCAACUAAUCCACAAGAAGCACAAAAAUGGAGGCGUCAAAAUAUUAUUGACUACCCACAUAUUGUGGCAUAUUACAUGCACCUACGCUAUACAAUGUUUAGAAAGGAAAUACUGCAAAAGGGAAUGAAGGCAAAAGAUUAUUGGUCAAGAUAUGAAUGGCAACAUAGAGGAUCACCACAUGUGCAUGGAUUCAUAUGGUUAGAGGGAGCACCUAACAUAGACAAUCUUGAUUGGAAAAAUCAUGAUGAAGUCUUACAAAAUUUUACACAACAUCCAUGCCUUCGAAAUACACAACAACUAAACCAGAUUGACUUAGCACGUGACUAUGAAGAGUUGCUCAAUUGUGUUGAACGCCAUACAAUGUGUAAAGAGGGUGCUUGCCUUCGUAAAAAACGAGGAAGAAUGGUUUGUAGGUACAAUGCACCAUGGCCAUUACACCUAGAUGGAUCAAAAUUAUUUGAAGACCCAGCCACAGGAGAUAAAGUGUAUGAACCUGCAAGAAAUGAUGAUAGAGUAAACACGCAUAAUCGUAACAUACUUCAGUUAUGGAGAGCAAAUGUAGAUUGGCAACCAGUUCUUUCAAGACAUGCUGUAAUGAAUUAUAUUGCAAAGUAUGCGGCAAAAGCAGAAAAGAGUUCAGAAAGUUAUCAUCAAAUGUUAACGCGACUUGCAAAUAUAGAAAAUCCUGAUGAAGCAGCAUCAAGGGCAUAUAGGAGACUUCUAACAAAAACACUCAUUGAGAGGGACAUUGGAGCACAAGAAACAUGUCAUAUGUUACUAGAGUUACCAUUGGUAGAAAGUAGUAGAGUUUUUGUUACUUUAAAUGUUUCAAGAGAGGUGUUCAAGCCAGUAAUAACAAAUGAAGAAAUUGAUGAUGAACGUCACCUAAAACAUUUCAUUGAAGAAUACAUGGAUAGACCAUAUGCAAUGGAAAGUGUCACACUUAUAGAUGCAGCUAGAUCAUGGACUUAUAAUUCCAAGAGAAAAAGAGAUAACAAAUGGGAAGCAAGGACUAUAGCAGCUAUUGUGAGGGUGUUUCCAAGAUUUACCACCGUACCUACACGUCAAUCAGAAAAAUGGGUUGAUUUUUGUUGGUCAGAGUUAUUGUUGUACAAGCCAUUUCGUAAUAUCCAAAGAGAUAUUGGACUUGAUGAUAACAUAGUUAUAUCAAAUUGGGAGUCACUCAACUAUAAUCCAUGGCAUUUGGAACGAAGGAUUAUAACAAAUGAAACUGAAGAUCAUAAUGAUUCUGAAGAUGAUGAUGAUUUACCAAAUAAUCAAAAUACAAUCGAACAUGAGUGGGAGAUCAUAUCAAGACUACAUCGUGGACAAAUUAUGGAUGUAACAGAAAUAGAUAUGUUGGGAAGAAGAGAUAUUGAUAAACAAAAUCCAUGGAGUGCAGAAUAUCAAGGAGAUGAUUACACAAAUAUAGCAAUAAAUUUUAUCAACACUAUGAAAGAGAAUGGCUUAUUAAUACCUGAUGAUAUGAUGUCAAGUAUAUCAUAUGGAACUUUAGGUGCUAAGCAAAAAAAAAGCACUUGA